Boleophthalmus pectinirostris (great blue-spotted mudskipper) is the source of this 9010-nucleotide messenger RNA. It is a transcript of the gene hace1, whose product is annotated as HECT domain and ankyrin repeat containing E3 ubiquitin protein ligase 1. Lineage: Eukaryota; Metazoa; Chordata; Actinopteri; Gobiiformes; Gobiidae. The record is from RefSeq and is a predicted model, not a curated record. Gene Ontology annotation, cellular component: nucleus. The transcript has 25 exons. Gene Ontology annotation, biological process: proteasome-mediated ubiquitin-dependent protein catabolic process; positive regulation of protein catabolic process; protein polyubiquitination. Gene Ontology annotation, molecular function: ubiquitin-protein transferase activity; protein binding. Bases 281 to 3130 code for a protein of 949 amino acids.
GCGGGGUUCUAUGGAUUGAGGCGAUUUUAGCUCCAGUAUGUUAUGACAGUGGACAGAGGGAAACACACAUUAUAAAUCAAAACCUACUUCCUUUUUUAAUGCGUGGCAAUGGACCACACUCCAAACUCGUCCUGUCGCUUCUAAAAACUAAACUAAAAAGCGUCCGGAAGCUGCCAACAUUCGCUGGAUUCGCACCUUUCUCCAUCCCGCGGUGCAGCCCAGUCCUGGAACCGGGUGGUUGGCUCACCUCCUCGGCCUGGAUUAUGCCCAUGUUUCGCCUAUGAUGGAGCGGGCCAUGGAGCAGCUCAACGUACAGCUGAACCGCCUGACACGCUCCCUGCGCCGGGCGAGGACCGUAGAGCUCCCGGAAGACAAUGAGACGGCCGUGUACACGCUUAUGCCCAUGGUUAUGGCUGACCAGCACCGGUCAGUGUCGGAGCUGCUGGUCAACUCCAAGUUUGACGUGAACUACGCUUUUGGACGUGUCAAAAGAAGCCUGCUGCACAUCGCUGCCAAUUGUGGGUCGGUGGAGUGUCUCGUCCUCUUGUUGAAACGUGGGGCAAAUCCGAACUACCAGGACAUCUCUGGCUGCACCCCUCUGCACCUCGCUGCCAGGAAUGGGCAGAAGAAGUGCAUGGGCAAACUGCUGGAGUACAACGCAGACGUUAACAUCUGCAACAACGAGGGACUCACCGCUAUCCACUGGUUGGCAGUGAACGGUCGCACUGAGCUCCUCCAUGACCUGGUGCAGCACGUCUCUAAUGUGGACGUGGAGGACGCUAUGGGACAGACGGCUCUGCACGUGGCCUGCCAAAACGGGCACAAAACGACGGUGUUGUGUCUUCUGGACAGUGGAGCAGACAUCAACCGGCCAAACGUCUCUGGAGCCACGCCCCUUUACUUCGCCUGCAGUCAUGGCCAAAGGGACACAGCUCAGAUUCUUCUCUCUCGCGGUGCCAAAUAUCUCGCUGACAAGAACGGAGUCACGCCCCUGGACCUCUGUGUUCAGGGUGGAUAUGGAGAGACAUGUGAGAUCCUGAUCCAACAUCACAGCCGCUUGUUCCUGACGCUCGUUCAGAUGACGCAAAAUGAUGAUAUCAGAGAAAGCAUGCUGCGGCAGGUUUUGGAGCACUUGUCCCAGCAGAGCGACUCUCACUAUCAGAAGAUCCUCAUCAGUUUGGCUGAAGUGGCCACGACCAACGGACACAAACUGCUCAGUUUGUCCAGCAGUUAUGAGGCUCAGAUGAAGAGUUUGCUGAGAAUCGUUCGUAUCUUCUGUCACGUGUUCCGUCUUGGACCCUCGUCUCCAAACAAUGGCAACGACAUGGGCUACAACGGCAACAAGACCCCCAGAAGUCAGGUCUUUAAGAUGCGAGCAAAACCACUGGAGAGAGAGGAGGGUGUGUCCACAGGCUCUGCAGCUUUAGAUCCUCUAGAGCUGCUCUGGCACUCUCUGGACGAGUGGCUGGUUCUGAUCUCCACUGAACUGGACCGAACCAGGACCGACCCGCCCGGCUCCUCCGGCAGCGAGAUCGCCUCCCUGCUGCUCAAACAGAGAGACGCCUCCUCAGCUGGCCCCGCCUCCGUGGCCUCCCUCGACCAAUCAGCCGCCUCCACUCCCUCCUGUGACUCGGCCCCCUCCUCCGCAGACUCCGCCUCCAAACUUCCCCCCGCCCUGGACCCGCAGCUGGUCGUCAUGGAAGCGGAGGCGUGCGCGGACGGCGAGGACGUGAUUUCGAUGACGGCGAACAGACUGAGCGCGGUCAUACAGGCCUUUUACAUGUGCUGCUCCUGCCAGAUGCCACAGGGAAUGACAUCUCCUCGCUUCAUAGAGUUUGUGUGUAAACAUGACGAGGUGCUCAAAUGUUUCGUGACCAGGAAUCCAAAGAUUAUUUUUAACCACUUCCAUUUCCUGCUGGAGUGUCCCGAGCUGAUGUCCCGCUUUAUGCACAUCAUUAAAGGACAGCCUUUCAAAGAUCGCUGCGAGUGGUUUUACGAGCACCUUCUGGCCGGACAGCCAGACUCGGAUAUGGUUCAUCGCCCGGUCAAUGAGAACGACAUCCUGCUCAUACACAGAGACUCUAUCUUCAGGAGCAGUUGUGAGAUGGUUUCCAAAUCGACCAAUGAGAAGCUGAAGCAGGGGAUCGUAGUGCGUUUCCACGGAGAGGAGGGCAUGGGCCAGGGCGUGGUGAGGGAGUGGUUUGACAUUUUGUCCAGUGAAAUCAUCAACCCGGACUACGCUCUGUUCACUCAGUCUGCCGAUGGCACCACGUUUCAGCCGAACAGUAACUCCUCAGUGAACCCGGAUCAUCUGAACUAUUUCCGGUUCGCGGGGCAGGUCCUGGGUCUGGCUCUGUACCACCGCCAACUCGUCAACAUCUACUUCACCCGCUCCUUCUACAAACACAUCCUUGGUAUCCCAGUGAACUACCAGGACGUGUCCUCCAUCGACCCAGAGUAUGCCAAGAACCUGCAGUGGAUCCUGGACAAUGACAUCAGUGACCUGGGCCUGGAGCUGAGCUUCUCUGUGGAGACGGACGUGUUCGGAGCCAUGGAGGAGGUGCCUCUCAAACCGGGGGGCACUGCCAUCUUAGUCACCCAAGACAACAAGGCGGAGUAUGUGCAGUUGGUGACGGAGCUGAGGAUGACCAGAGCCAUCCAGCCCCAGAUCAACGCCUUCCUCCAGGGCUUCCACACCUUCAUCCCUCCCUCCCUCAUCCAGCUCUUCGACGAGUACGAACUGGAGCUGCUGCUGUCGGGGAUGCCAGAGAUCGAUGUUCAGGACUGGUACAAAAACACAGAGUACACCAGCGGGUACGACCAGCAGGAGCCAGUCAUUCAGUGGUUCUGGGAGGUGGUGCACAGUCUGACCCAAGAGGAGAGGGUUCUGCUGCUACAGUUUGUGACGGGGAGUUCGCGGGUCCCUCACGGAGGCUUCGCGUUCCUGAUGGGAGGAGGAGGUCUACAGAAGUUCACCAUCGCUGCAGUGCCAUACACAUCCAACCUGCUGCCUACCUCCAGCACAUGUAUCAACAUGCUGAAGCUCCCAGAGUACCCCAGCCUGGACGUCCUGAGAGACCGUCUGCUGGUCGCUCUUCACUGCGGCAGCUAUGGAUACACCAUGGCCUAAAAGUAUAGUCCAUAGCCUAAAAGUAUAUAGUAUAUAGCCCACACGACGGCCUAAAACUUCUCCAUGGCCUAAAACUAUAGUCCACACCAUGGCCUAAAACUAUAAACUACACCAUUUCCUAAUACUAUAAACUACAGCAUGGCCUAAAACUAUAAACUACACCAUGUCCUAAAACUAUAGUGCACACCAUGGCCUAAAACUAUAGACUAUACCAUGCGUCUCCAACCUUUUUCCAUCAGACAGCUCCCUUUACAAAACAAAAUUAAGAGGGAGCUACACAUUUUUGUGUUGCAAGAAAUGUUGUUUAUAUAACAGCCAUGGUAAGCCUUAUGAGGUAAAGUUAAAUACCUUUAAAAAAAUGAACUAUUAUAUGUAUUAGUGCUCAAAAUGAGACAUCAAAAUUAGAUUUGCAAGGGUAAUUAAUCAAAUUUUACUCAUUCAGAACAAUACGUAUAAUUUAGGAGAGCCACUGGAGGACUAAAACUAUAGUGUACACCACGGCUUAAAACUAUCGUCUACACCACAACCUAGAACUACAUCACUGUCUAAAACUAUACACUAAAACAAUAGCAGGGGUCUCCAGCUUUGUUCCUGUGGUGAGCUACCUUUACAAAACGAAAAUGCCAGAGAGCUACUCGUUUUAACGGUUGCAAGAAAUUGAGAAAGAAAUUAGAACAGUGAGAUGCCUUUAAAACAUAAACCAAUGUCCAUCUAUUAGUGCACAAGUCGGCAUCAAAAUGACAUAUUUACAGUGGGAAUUAAUCACAUUUUAGUUUUUAAGAACAACACAUAUAAUUCAAAAAAUCUCUUGGCGAGUGACUUGGAAAGGGGUGGAGAGCUACUAGUACCUCCUAAGCCGCUGGAGAUCCUUGAACUAUAGACCACACCACGGUCUAAAACUAUAGUCUACACCAGGGGUCUCCAACUUUUUUCUUCUGGUGAGCAACCUUUACAAAACAAAAAUGCCAGAGAGCUACUCAUUUUAGAGGUCACAAGAAAUGUGAGUAAAUAUAAGAGCCUUAGAUGGGGUACAGUUUGAUGCAUUUUUGGAAACAUUUACGCAGCUAUUAUCCAUUUAUUAAUGCGCAAAGAUAUCCAUCAGAAUUAGACAGUAGUAAUAGACAUUUAAUUAAAUAAAAUGUAGUUUUUCAGCACAGUACGUAUAAUUCAGAAAUCCCUUGGCGAGUUACGUGGAAGGUGGUGGAGAGCUUCUGGUAGCUCCUGAGCUGCAGGUUGGAGACCCCUGAUCUAUAGAUUACACCAUGGCUUAAAACGAUAAUCUACAUUAUCGCCUAAAACUAUAGCCUACACCCCUGCCUAAAACAGCAGGUUUACGAUGAACACAGUGUAAAGUCAUGAUCCGAGGGAAUCAAAAAUUCUCACUAAAUCCAAAAGUAUCCAUGGGUUUCAGAAUCACAAGAAAAAUUAUAAAAAAAUUAGGACAGUUGUCAUAGCUAUUAAAGAACACCUAUUAUGCAAAAUCAACUUUUUAGAGAUUUUAAGCAUGUCUUGAUUGUUUCCUCUUCUCAUUCCCCCUCUCAUAGUUGUAUUUGGAGUAAUUCACGCAACAGUAAAUUUCCAACUGGGAAGUCAGCGGAAUAGUUUCUGUGACUAAGGCCCCAUUCACACUAAUACGUACUCAAGUCGUUUUCGUUGUGGAUGCAGUGUUCGUCCACACUAAUCCGAUGGAAAACAGCUCCAGAGAUGGAACUAUUUGGUGCCGCCAAGUCCCAUGAACUCAUCUGAGUACAGAUCUGAUCCUGCAUUGUGUGCACGCCUGAAAAUGCUGAUGCACUGAUGUAGAUCUAUGCACCGCAAAGUAAUUCACCGCCAAAACACUAAGAGGCUAGAAUAUAUGUCCAUUCAUAUAUAUACGGUCUGUGUGUGACCUGCAUACGUAUAAUCUCUGAAAAGUUUAACAUGAACCAUCUCCAACGCGAUAGAAACACAGAACAGACUCACCAUCAACAGAACACCCCUCUGUCACAGAAAGAACACUCAUAUUCCACCGAGUCAUGUCCUUUAGUCCGACAGAAGCUGAACCGCAUCAGCGCACAAUAGCGAGCUGUUUUUUGAGCGCUUAGUUUAUGCAGAUGAGCCAUGUAGUUUUAAGUUUUGUUUCUGUAAAAUGUAAACAAAUAUGCUCAAAGCUGUGUGGAUAGGGAAGGCUUGUGGACACAGAAACGACGUGUCUGGACGCAAAUCAUUUCCAAUACAGUGAUACAGUGAUUCGUUUCAGUGUAAAGGUAGCCUAAGUCAUUUUAGAUAAAUGAAAAAUGUCCAAAAUAUAAUGCAAUGGUCAACGAGUGACAUAGAUUAUAACUAUAUAGCAGACAGAAGCCCAAUAUGUCUUCUUUAACAAUUUAAAACUCUGUCUUUUGAAUGGCUGAGAGUCCUCAAAAUUUUGCUGUUGAUGUUAAAACAAGAAGCUGAAACCCAUGAAUAACACGUCUUCUUUAAUAUUCUACAUUUAAAGGUGCACUGUGUAACUUUUCGGUUAGGCAUUCGUCACCUUCUUGUUUCUUUCUGUAUCAUCGCUUUGCUUAGAAUGUUCCGUAAUAUGACAUGAAACAGAUCUACCUUAUAUUUAUCCAGUUACAGGUAGCUUAAAAAUACCUAGAAAAACAGGGAUUCUGACUGUGAGCGGGGUCGCCUCUCCCCAGAUCUGACCUGUAACUUGGUCCGGUUUGGUCUCCAUGAAGACAGAAAGGUUUAAUGCCAUACUGUGAAACAUUCCAGACAAAGUAAUAACAUCUUCAUGGAGAAAAAACAUUUGACGGACCCUCCACCAGUUAAAUAAAAGUUACACAAUGUACUUUUAAUUGCUAAAAACUCCACAGACCUGACCUGGGAUAACUUGAGAUUCCAGCCACCUCCAUGGAGACAACCAGGCAGACACUCCAUUAGAAAAGUUACGUAACACACCUUAAAGUCAAUUCACAAUCUUUCAUUUUUGCACCAUGGCCAAACAUUAAACGCCAACCGACUCGACUGCUGUACUGCUUUUCCCGUAGAGACUCAUUUUGUAGACUUUUGCUGGACUCAAAAGGAACUGAGCUGCUGGAGACAGUCGACAGUGGCUCCGCUGUCUAUUUUUAUAACACACGGACCUGAUAUUUUCCUGCUUAGAUGUGUAUAUAUACAUGGACAGCAUUUGAAUCACUGAAUGUUGUUUUGAAAGAUGUUAAAUAGUGGUAAAGAUGUAAGGUUUCGUAUUUGUCAAAGCACAAAUCAUGUCUGAAAAGGCCAGUGUCAGGAGAUGUGUUUCGUGAUCUAAUCCGUUUUGAACAUUUUAGUGGAAUUAUUUAAGGUCUUGUUUGAGUUUUAUUGGCACACUCCACUCAGAGAGAUCAGGAGUAGGGUGAUCAGAUGUUCCUAUUUACCCGGGACAGUCCCAGUAUUGAGCCCUGAGUCCCCUGUCCCAGCAGUUUUAUCUAAAACCAGUGAUUUGUCCCAGUUUUAUACAAGUAAUGUCCCAGGUGUCCCUAUUUUGGACCAAUUUAAUCAAAACCAAGACUGAAGUAAGUCUAAAAUAGGUCUACAUAAGGUCUAAACUUGGACUAAAACAGGACUAUCACAAUUUUUUGAAUAAUCUGAUUCCUGCCAACCAUAAAGAGAACCAUAAAUUGUCAUUUGUUUUGCCAAAAUGCAGAAAACUGUGCCCAUAAUCCAAAAAAAUAUGGAGAGAUAGAAGCACCUCAGAUUAUGACUGACACUAGAAUACACAAUGUUAUGCACUUUUUUCACAAUUUUAUUUAUACCAAACAUCCCAACCCGGUGUGUCCCAGUUUUUGAAAAUCUGGUCACCCUAAUCAGAAUUCUAACUAGUAUUGUUUUGAUAUCAUUUUUGGGGGAUCCGAUACCGAUACUUGGCCUUAGUGCACUCUCCGAAAAGAUACCAGUAAUAGUAGACAAGACUAGUCAAUUUUUUUACUUUACAAGAGCAAAAAAUAACUACUAAAAGGCUAUCUCUAAAGAAAAUGCAAAAGAAUGUGAUUUUGAGGGCUUAAGUAUUAGAGUCAUAUAUGUACCGUAUUUUUCGGACUAUGAGGUGCACUUAAAAUCCUUUUAAUUUUCUAAAAAAUCAACGGUGCGCCUUAUAUAUUAAUUCUGGUUGUGCUUAAUGACCUUGAACCGAUUUUAUGUGGUACACGGCACUCAAAAAUCUGUCAAAAUGUUUUAGUACGACUUUGGUAAGCUAUGAAGCCGCACCGCUUGAUGGAGUGUCGGAGCAUUAUGGUUACUGUAGUCAGGAGCCACGCAGAGUCCGACAGAAGCUGAACCACAUCAGUGCACAAGGAGCGAGCAGUUUUUUCAGCGCUUAUAGUUUAUGCAAAUUUGCCAUGUGGUCUUAAGUUUCGUCUCUGUAAAUCAUAAACAAAUGUGUGCAAAGCUGCAUUAAACACAUUAUUACUCAAUGUAUAUUUGAGACGUCCUCGUAGGAAAUAAAAAAAUAAACUUAAAUUAUCCUCCCACAUUCACACUCAUAAAACACAUUCACCAAGACAGGGAGGCAACGCCAGGCGAAUUACGAUUUCCGCCAAUGGAUCAUGGACACCUCGGUUAAAGGAUCAGUCUCAAGUGUCGUCCGUUUGUUUCGCUUAAUACUCCUUAUAAUCCGGUGCACAUUAUGUAUGAAAACAGACGAGAGAAUUCAGCAUUAUUGAUAUGGCACCUUAUAAUCCGGUGCGCUUUAUAGUCUGAAAAAUAUGGUAUGUAUGAUUUAAGCACUUUUAUUUUUCUAGUUCAUCAUUUUGGGCCACAGAGCAAAUAAAAACAACAGUGAGGCUUGUAAAAAGAUGCUCAUCCUCGCUGCGGUUGGGCUGCUGUCUCCAUAGUUAUUUUACUAAAUUCAGCGUCUACACCAAACUCUAAAAAAAGGUAUCACAGAGGAAAAACAAAUGUCUUUUUUUGUUUUUAUUAGAGUGUUUUGAGUGUCCACAGAGCUUCCAGAGUCUGUGUUUAACCUGCUCUGAGCGUCCUCAUUCACAAAAAUACACAGCGGUAUCGGAUCGGUGAUUUGGUCUGAAUACGAUACGAUACCUGAAAAAUGUGUGGUAUCGGAGCUUUUGCCUAUACCAGUAUCGGUAUCGGAACAACCACAACCUUCAUAAAAAGAGAGGAGGAGUGGCCUCACAUCUACUGAAGCAAUGCACCUUUUACACAUUAUCACUCUAUGAAAUUAUCCAUGUAUUUUCUAUGUCAAGGAGUAAUCGUUUAGUAUUAAGACUUUUGCUUAAAUAUUACGAUUCUGAAGCAACUUUUUGAUAUGAAUAAAUAAGUUGGUUAAAUCAUAUUACAAUUUGAUUAGAAAUGUAUUGGUAAUGUACAGUUGUCACGUUCUGUUGUUUAUGUUAAUGUUUAUUUUUUAGUCCUUUUCCUGCCUGUUUUGCUCUUGCCAAAAUAUUUCAAGAUGCCAAUUAUUUUGUUUGCCAAAAUUUAAAGGGCCAGUUCCCAAAUUUGAACCAUGAGUGAAAAGAUGUUAGCCCCAUCGUCUUGUAUAAUCCCGUCUGAGUCUGAUGUUGAACCAUGAUGGAGAAACAGCCGUCUAGAUUAGUCCCAAGCACUUGUUUUGUCAUGGUUUUCAUCCAACUAAAUGUGUUUUAGAUGUAAAAGGUGGAAUUAUUCAGUGUCAUAUUUUAUAGGGCUGCAACAAACCAAUAUUAGAGUAGAGUUGGCCAGACUAAUGAUUAUUUCUAUUGUGGAUUAUUGAGACUUUUUAAAUACAUGUUCAAUCACUUUAAGUAUUGAAAUAUGCUAUAAGGAAGAGGAAGAGAGGAGGAGAAAGGGGAGUAGGAGAGAAGGAGAGAGAGGAGAAGAGAAGAGAAGAGGAGAGACAGGGGAGAGGAGGAGAGACAGGAGAGGGAGAGACAGAAGAGA